GCAGGAGCGGGAGACGCAUCACCGACCGCGCCUCCAUUCAGUCCUCUCACGCCCAAGACCGAGCCCGCCUUCCCAGCGCCUUACCCUUUGCCGGCCCAAAAUGGGCUCAGCAACGGCGCAGGUCCCAACUCGAUGCCACGAAACCACCCACUACCUUUUUCCAGCGAUGAUUCAACGGAUGCGAUAGCACUCAGAGCGGCAAUCUCUACAUUGCAGUUUCAGAGAAGGAAGGCGCAAGAGGACAUCAAGACGCUGGAUGGGAUUCGCAGACGCGCAUUGGAGGAUCCCGACUUCUUCAAGUCUGAGCUCGUUGCGGGGAGGUUGAAAGAGGAGAAGCUGAGUCUGGGCGACUUGCGGGCUCUGCUGGACUCAAACAGCGACGAUGACGAGGACGAUGGAGACGGGGAAGAUAACGAGCAGCAAGAUGACGACGGCAGAGGGGAAAAGCAGGCGCCCUUCGACCGCAUCCCCGGCCCGCAGAAUGUCGUGCGCAUGCCUCACAUCAACUGGGAGAAGUACCACAUUGUGGGCGAAGCGCUGGAUCGGAUGCACGACGUGCAGCGCAAGUGGCCCGGCACGACGUUUGCAUAUGGCCAGCCGCGCGGGCGAGAGUUUGCGGUCAUGGCGCCUUAUAAUCCCUGGCAGGAUCCUUUGGCUCCGCAGACUGGUACUAAGAGGGACAGUGGCAUUGCGUCGGGGGCUGCGAGACAGGGAUCGAUUAGUGAGCAUCCUAUGUCGACGAGGAAGGGCUCGAAGCAGCAGCAGCAUCGUUAAGGUGUGAUGGUAAUGAGGUUAAUGAUACUAUGAUGAUAGACACUCUGAUAUGUGUCCUUUGUGCCGUGCGCGUUACGUUUCGAUUUGUCGCCCUCUCGCUCUUACUGUAAAGUAUCAAUGACGCGGCUGAGCUUUUGCGCACUCAAGUCUACACCACCCUGGCCUCCAUAUUAUUACAACGUUAAAAUCUCACAAUCCCAUGCUCCCAGAUCACUUGCACAUUUAAUGUCAAACCGGCCCAAAAGAGGGCAAGCCGCACCCGCACCUCGAUACCUCCACCCAGACGAAAACGUCCAGUACUG
Neohortaea acidophila is the source of this 1076-nucleotide messenger RNA. RefSeq lists its product as uncharacterized. The record is from RefSeq and is a predicted model, not a curated record. The transcript has a single exon. NCBI's taxonomy places the organism in Eukaryota, Fungi, Ascomycota, Dothideomycetes, Mycosphaerellales, Teratosphaeriaceae. Bases 133 to 774 code for a protein of 213 amino acids.